AUGCCACCUACGCCAAAAAUUGGACCAGCGCUCUUUUUGGGCAUUGAGUUGGCGACGGACCAGCUGCGAGCCUCGAUUGUAGAUGAGAGUCUUGAACUCGUAGGGGUGGAAAGCGUGGACUUUGACACGGAGUUGUCAGAAUACCAAACCCAGGGAGGCAUAUUCACGACGCCAGGAGAUGCUUACACGACGCCAGUAGAGAUGUGGAUCAAAGGCCUUGAUACGCUCUUCGAAAAACUACACAGAAACUACGACUUGACGAGGAUAAGAGGCAUUGGAGGCUCUGCACAGCAUGCUCUCGUCUGGUGGAAAUCGUCCCCCGUCCCUUCAUUAUCGUCACUGGACCCACAUAUUCCACUUCAUUCUCAUUUUCCUGCUCACUCAUUUUCACUGCCUAAUACACCCACUUCACAAGACACAUCUUCACAUACCCAUUCACUUGCCAUUGAAGCACUACUGGGAGGGCCAGAUCACAUGGCAGCUCGUCUAGGAAUCCCUGCGAGCGCAUCCAUGGUAUCUGCCCAGCUGCUUCGGGUACGGGAAAGUUGGCCUCAAGAAGUUUGGGCAAGGACUGGUCGCUUACAGCUGGCAAGCGCAUUCUUGGGGAGUCUUAUAACAGGAAAGUGGACGAGCAUGAGCGAGGCUGAAGCCUGCGCUACCGGUCUGUGGGUUCAUGGCGGCAAUCAAAAUGCUGCUAGCCUCCUUGGCCACGCCCCUGGACAAGGUUUCUGGGAUGAGGGUGUUUUAGACAUUGUUGGUGGGAGUCGAGAGGAGGGCAGAAGAGUUAGAGGGUGGUUCGGGGAUGUUGAUGUCUCUGGCGGGGGAAGGCGACUUGGAAAUGUCUCUAGAUACCUUGUGGAACGUUACAGUUUCGAUCCAGAUACCAUUGUGGCUCCAUUCACGUCUGACUAUUUGUCAACAUACCUAUCUUUGUGUCCCUCUGCAGGCGACGCUGUCCUCUCCUUUGGUCCGAUGGAUACCUUACUCACACCAGCACAGCAUUAUAUCCCUACGCGCCUUUAUAAUCUAUUCCCUCAUCCCGCUCAAGAUCCAGGAGAAAAACGGAAAUACAUUGCCGUACUCUGUAGCAGGAAUGCUGAUGUCCCACGUGCCCUCGUACGUGAUAUGUAUACAAAGAGCUGGAGCGCUUUCGAUCGCCUUGUCGCCAUCGUGCCACCAGGGGGAUCUAUUGGGCUUGACGACAAGCUAUUCAGUUUCUGGCACCUUCAAGGUGACAGCUACCCAUACUCUCGGGUGAAAGGGAUCUACCGUUUUGAAACUGGUAUCAAAGUCAACGAGUUUCGUGAUCUUCGCGCGAACCCGCGCUGUCUUCUUGAGAGCCAGCUACUCUCAUUCAGGGUGAAAUGGUCUCGCAUGAUCGCAACGGGUCUAUUGGGGCCCAGGAAAUCUGGUUUGAGCCAAACACCGCCAUUGUCUGGUCGAUCAUCGGCUGCUCUUUCCAGCCUUGGGCUACCAUUUGACCCAUACGAUUACGCCCCACUCCCGUCUAGGAUCCUCGCGACUGGUGCGGCCGCCAAUUUUCCUAGCGUGGCCAACCUUGUCGGGGACAUAUUCAAUGCCCCCAUCUUUGUGCCAAGCACACAAGUAGAUUCUGCUCAAGUUGCCCCCCAUCGAAAUGCUCCUGCCCAAGGAUAUCCAGGACGAGCUUCUCUUGGUGGGGCUUAUGUCGCGCGAUGGGUAUGGGGUCGGGAAUGGGGUUCAGGGGGGUUGGCAGGAUUUGAAGAUGAAAUCAAGCGUUUGUUGGGGAAGAGAUGGGUAGCAAGCUCGCAGACGCCACUGAGGACUAACAUCAAUGGAAGUGGAAGCAUGCUUGGGGUAGGGCUGAAUUUGGGAGGUGGAAGUGGAGGGAACAGCGGGACGAGCACACCAUAUGGUCAUCGAUCGGGACUUGGAGCUACCGUGUUUGUGGAGGAGGAUGAAGACGAGGAACUUGAGUUGGAGCGGAGUGGACGCCUGGGGCAGGUUGUAAACCCUGGCGUCAUUGGUGGUGGCCUCUAUGGCAGUGGUGCUUACAGUGACGUUGCUGGAUCCUCCCGAUUGAGGACGCAAACAGGCUCAACCGUUGACACAAUCGUCAGCAGCACAAGCUCGGUACUGACUCCCUCCACCACGUUCACUACACCAGAUCUAGGGCUUGGAAACCUUGGCGUCGUCACCCCUGCUCUGAGCGCAAACGGAAACUCUGGGACGCCAACCACGCCAACCCCUCUCACACCGGUGGUUGCGCUACCGACGGCAGACACUGAGGCCCAGGUUGGCUUGGCCAAAGUUGCGGAGCCUGACAUCGACGCAUUCAUGACGUACGCUGCCAUCGUCCCCGAAUUCUACCGGCUGGAGAGUAUGCUCAUCAAAGGCAUCGUUUGA
This is a messenger RNA of Laccaria bicolor S238N-H82, 2385 nucleotides long. RefSeq lists its product as uncharacterized. Gene Ontology annotation, molecular function: D-xylulokinase activity. The coding region runs from base 1 to 2385 and encodes 794 amino acids. Gene Ontology annotation, biological process: xylulose metabolic process. The record is from RefSeq and is a predicted model, not a curated record. The transcript has 7 exons. Gene Ontology annotation, cellular component: cytosol. Lineage: Eukaryota; Fungi; Basidiomycota; Agaricomycetes; Agaricales; Hydnangiaceae.